This is a messenger RNA of Corvus hawaiiensis (hawaiian crow), 2344 nucleotides long. RefSeq names its product interferon-induced protein with tetratricopeptide repeats 1-like. Gene Ontology annotation, biological process: defense response to virus. The record is from RefSeq and is a predicted model, not a curated record. Lineage: Eukaryota; Metazoa; Chordata; Aves; Passeriformes; Corvidae. The transcript has 2 exons. Gene Ontology annotation, cellular component: cytosol. Gene Ontology annotation, molecular function: protein binding. The coding region runs from base 321 to 1676 and encodes 451 amino acids.
AGGGCUCCAGCAGGGAGUUCAGACCCUGCUGCUUUGACCACAGGGUUCCCUUUCUUGUCUACCCAGACCCCAGUGUCAUUUUAUGCAGGGAAGGCAGGAACUUCAGGGACAGGGAGGGGAUACUUUCUAUUUUGUUUAAGCUCUUUCAUUUUCGUUUCAUCCUAGACCAGUGGUUUAGUCAGACUCCACGCAGGAGAGGACAUCCCUAUAUAAGGCUCAGUCCCUAGGUUACAGACUGUCCUAGCCAGGGUCUGCUGCAGUGUGGAAGAGGUGCAGCCGAGCCAUCGUCCCUCAACGGUGACGUGACACCCGCAGCAAAAAUGAGCAAGGAGCAGCUGAAGGAGAAGUUGGAUGCCCUUCAGUGUCACUUCACCUGGAAAAUGGGUGCCAGCUCUUUCAAUCCUCUGCAUAUCCUGCAGAAGUUGGAUGUUGAGAUCAAACACACGGCCCACCAGAACCAGGUGGCCCUCCUGGGGCUCCAGGCCUACCUGCACCAGCUGAACAACCAGAGCACGGAAGCUCUGCGAAGCCUCAGAGCUGCUGAGGAGUACAACAGGGAAGAGGAGCAGCCGGCAUCUACUGCUGGCUCUUUGAUUAUCUACGGGAAUUAUGCUUGGAUUUACUACCUUCAGGCCUCCUAUCAGGAGGCUGAAAGCUGCCUGGAACGAAUUCAGCAGCUCUGCCCAACUCCUUGGGAUGUGCGGCUGAUCCCGCACAUCCAGGCCCAGAAAGGCUGGUCCCUCCUGGCUAUCAGAGCCCGGAACGGGGAACGGGCAAGGGAGUGCUUCAAUGUGGCCUUGAUGCUCGAACCAGAGAACAGAUCUUUCCAUACCGGGCUUGGAAUGGCUCUUUAUUCCUCCUGGAUUUUCUUCCGGCAGCCUGAUAUUGCAAGUGAAGCCAUAAUCCAGUUGGAAAGAAUUGUCCACGAGCAGCCAAAUAACUACAAAGCCAAAAUAUAUUUGGCCAGGCUACUUGAACAGUUAGAUAGGGAAAGAUCAAUUGGCUUGAUUGAAGAAUGUUCAGAGAACAGCUCUGACCCCGAGGUCCUCAAAUCAUCAGCUUUGUUCUGGAUGCCACAGUCGACAGAGCGAGCAGUUGAGAUCCUGCAGCGAGCCCUGCAGCAGGACCCGGGUUACCACCUUCUCUACCAGGCCUUGGCCAAGUGCUACAAGCAACAGUGGCUUGAAGCAAAGCAGGAAGACAAGAAUAAUAUACUGGAUGCAGCCAUCAAGGACCUCCAGCAAAUAAUUCAGAAACAUCCAGACCUUGACCUUACACUUGUCAAGCUGCAGUUGGCAGAGUUCAUUGGUGAAAGAGACCCAGCACAGGAAGAAGAGAUGUACAAGGAGCUGCAGGAGAAAAUCGACACCCUAAGCCUCAGGUGCCGUCAAGCCCUGAAUCUCCACUGGGGAAAGUUCUUCCUCUACCGUAAGAGAUCCCUGGAUAUGGCAAAAGCCAAGUUCAUGGAUGGUUACAGCAUUACCGUGCAGACAAACCAGAGGAGGGAAUGUGGCUGCAGACUGAGAAAGAUGGCUCAUCUCUACCAGCGUGCCGGGGACACCGCCGCCACCGAGGCCAUCCUCCGCUUCCUCAAGGAGGCCAACUGGCACCUGCCUACGGAGUUUGCUGCACUCGGUUUAGAUGAUGGGGAGAGCCUCAUCCCCAUGAGAGAGUAGGGCAUGGCUUUUUCCAAGGCUAGAAGGCCAAAAGGACUGUCUGUCUCUGCACAGCAGGCCCAUCCCUCACAUGGACAUAAUAGUUCUGUCAGCUCCUCGCAUCGUCCCAUUGCUCAGCCAUCAAAUCCAGGCCCACCCGUGGGUAACCAAGUGCCCAAAGCUUACACAUGCUGCUGCGUCCUGCUUCUGCCAGAGGGAAUGAAAACAAGAGUGAAGAAUUUGGCUUACAGGGUCUGAGCACAAUCUUCUGCAGGUGUGGACCCGUGGCUCUCCCCUGGAGCUGCUGUUGAUCAGAACUGAAUGCUGAUUAGGGCAGUGUGAGAAAUCAACUCGUCAGUUAUAAGAAUUCUACCAUUUGUUAUGAACCAGGAGGUGGAUUCCUCUGUAAGAUCAUUGAGGAGUCAUGACGAGGGUGAAGCCCUUCUGUACAGGACACAGAUGGUCACUGGCUUGUGCGAAUGCAUCACAUGCUGCUGAUUAAGGAGCCCACAAGAGUGAUUUGAUCUGCAGUAAUCUCAGAAGCACAUGCAUCCCUGCCCCUGCCUGGGCAUAGGCUAGGAGCUUUCUUGCAAUGAUUUCCACCAGGAAUGACAUUUCCAUCCCUGGUUCUGGAGUCUCAAAGUGAGGCUUUUAACAUUCUUUGAUCAAUAAAUAUUUCUGUGUGAUUU